AUGGGUCAUUCGAGAUUUGGAGGGGUAGCACAUGACCAACUUGCGCGCGCGGGGGGAAACUUGGAGGGAACUCUUGACAGCAUCACCACCGUGGAACGAAAGGUUCGACUGACAUUUAUGGUAAAUUUUGGGGGUCUAGAAUUUUCGAAGAUGAUGCUGUCUCGUCGUGCGUGCUACAAGUGUGGCAACAUUGGCCAUUAUGCUGAGCUACCCCGCCACGCCCCUAGAGGUCUGCUCUUCCUCGGAGCGUCUCUGCUACAACUGCAAGCAGCCCGGUAUGUUGUGACGUUGACCCACAUGAAAUCGACCACUCGUCUCAUCACUGGGAAACAUCCAGGCCACGAGUCCAGCGCGUGCCCUCAGCCUCGUACCACCGAGAGUAAGGCACCCCUCCAUUUCACACUCUCCUCCGUCCGAUUCGCACAAACCGAGCCGCGAGAGGCAAUCGAUGCCAACGAAGAUGCUGACUCGCUGCUAGCCAAGCAGUGCUACAACUGCCAGGGUCUCGGCCACGUUCAGGCUGACUGCCCGACCCUCCGCCUGAAUGGCGGUGCCAACGGUCGCUGCUACAACUGCAACCAGCCCGGUCAUCUUGCCCGCAACUGCACCAACCCUGCUGCCCCCGGCGCUGGCCGCCCGGCUGGCCCUCGCGGCGGUUUCCAAGGCUACCGCGGUGGCUUCAACAACGGCUACCCUCGUGCCGCGACCUGCUACAAGUGCGGUGGCCCCAACCACUUCGCCCGUGAUUGCCAGGCUCAGGCCAUGAAGUGCUACGCCUGCGGCAAGCUGGGCCACAUCUCUCGCGAUUGUACCGCUCCCAACGGUGGGCCUUUGAGCUCCGCCGGCAAGGUCUGCUACAAGUGUGCCCAGGCCGGUCACAUCUCCCGUGACUGCCCGACCAACGCCGAGAACGCUUCGGCCACCGUGACUGCUCCUGCUCCUGCCGCCGCCGAUUCUGCUGUCGUCGCGGCCGCCACAGCCCCUACUGCGCCCGCUGUCCCUGCCUCCGCCCCCGCCGCCGAGACCAACGCCGCGGCUGCUCCCAUUGCUGCAGCUGCAGCUGCAGCCCCUACCCCUGCUGCCGCCUAA
This is a messenger RNA of Penicillium oxalicum, 1089 nucleotides long. RefSeq names its product putative zinc knuckle nucleic acid binding protein (gene gisB). Lineage: Eukaryota; Fungi; Ascomycota; Eurotiomycetes; Eurotiales; Aspergillaceae. Gene Ontology annotation, cellular component: cytoplasm. Gene Ontology annotation, biological process: positive regulation of cytoplasmic translation. The record is from RefSeq and is a predicted model, not a curated record. Gene Ontology annotation, molecular function: single-stranded RNA binding; zinc ion binding; translation regulator activity. Bases 1 to 1089 code for a protein of 362 amino acids. The transcript is spliced from 4 exons.